Messenger RNA from Lachancea nothofagi CBS 11611, 1086 nucleotides. The record is from the annotation of a GenBank genome assembly. NCBI's taxonomy places the organism in Eukaryota, Fungi, Ascomycota, Saccharomycetes, Saccharomycetales, Saccharomycetaceae.
AUGAAAGGUCUAAUUCUAGUUGGUGGUUACGGUACCAGAUUGAGACCGCUAACUUUGACAGUGCCAAAGCCUUUGGUCGAAUUUGGUAACAGACCCAUGAUUCUGCACCAAAUCGAAGCUUUGGCCGCUGCCGGUGUCACCGACAUCGUGUUGGCUGUCAACUACAGACCUGAGGUCAUGGUCGAAACGUUGCAAAAGUACGAAGCGGAGUACGGUGUCAACAUCACUUUCUCCGUCGAGACUGAGCCUUUGGGCACGGCUGGUCCGUUGAAACUCGCCGAACAAGUGUUGAAGAAGGACAACUCGCCUUUCUUCGUGCUUAACUCGGACGUCAUCUGCGACUACCCCUUCCAGGAACUCGCUGACUUUCACAAGGCACACAGUGGUAAAGGUACGAUCGUCGCCACCAAGGUCGACGAGCCUUCCAAGUACGGUGUCAUCGUGCAUGACAUCGCCACUCCUAACUUGAUUGACCGUUUCGUCGAAAAGCCAGUCGAGUUCGUCGGUAACAGAAUCAAUGCCGGUUUGUACAUUCUAAACCCUGAGGUGAUCGACCUCAUUGACUUGAAGCCAACCUCGAUCGAGAAGGAAACUUUCCCCAUCUUGGUUGAGCAGAAAUCCUUGUACUCCUUCGACCUUGAAGGCUACUGGAUGGACGUUGGUCAGCCAAAGGACUUCUUGUCCGGCUCCGUGUUGUACCUAAACUCUUUGUCCAAGAGAAAGCCAGCUUCGAUGGCCAAGGGUGACAACAUUGUUGGCAAUGUUAUUGUCGACCCAACCGCCACGAUCGCUCCAACCGCCAAGAUUGGCCCUGACGUCGUGAUUGGUCCUAACGUUACCAUCGGUGACGGUGUCAGAAUCACCAGAUCUGUCGUCUUGUGCAACUCUCACAUCAAGGACCAUGCUCUGGUCAAAUCCACCAUUGUUGGCUGGAACUCCACUGUAGGUAAAUGGGCCAGAUUGGAAGGUGUAACUGUGUUGGGUGACGAUGUCGAAGUUAAAGACGAGGUCUACGUCAACGGUGGUAAAGUCUUGCCUCACAAGUCCAUCUCUGCUAACGUUCCAAAGGAAGCUAUUAUUAUGUGA